AUGUCAACCGUAUCUUGUCCAGCAUCCACAUCGUUUUCUAUGGCGAGUCUUGACGCCCCGCAAGAAACUCCAGGUAGCUUCGAGUUCACACCUACCAUGAUGUCAACCUCGACGUUUUCCUCAAGUCCUUCACCCUCCAUUAUCUACGGUCCAACGCAUCAUAGCUCAUUUGGUGCAGGAUUCGAUAUCGACAAAGAAGCUGUUGAAGUUAGAGAAUCUCAGCUGAUAAUGGAUUACAACCGAAGGCGAUAUCCCAACUCGAAUAGAGAUCUUGCUCUCACCUUGGGCUACAAAUUAUGUACCGGUUAUACCAACAGAGAUGGAAGUGGCGAGUCCGACAACCCAUUCAAGAUCAAGGUCGAACCUGUGAUGAAUAUCAAUUGGGAUCGAUUGAUCCAGGACAUCCCAUUUGGCGAUCAAGGAAGAACACAAGGUCCCUGUGGAGUACAAGAAGUACAGGAGUUGAUGGACCAAGAGGAGGUGUAUGAAUGUAAGGGAAAGGUCAUGAUGCGGAGAACCGAAAGAUCAAAAGGGAAGACACGAAGCGAUACGAAAGUUCCUGAACCAAAGAAUUUAGGUAAAGUCAACCGAAAAACACAAAAACAUACAAAUCGAAAAUCAAGAAACACGGCUACCGAAUCUCAAAACAAAAGGAAGGCUCGACUUGCCACUUACCCAGCGGAUUACCCUUUCCACACCCACCAGCUCGGCAAUGGCAAAUAUGACUCCCCUGAACCUUUCUUCGAACCAUCAUAUACUGACUGUGCCCCCAAAUCCGUAAAUAAACGAUCUUCAUCGAAAUCUUCGAGAACUUCCACCGAUUCCGAUAAGACUCUCGUGGAGAACGACAGCCAGCCGAAGACCUUACAAGGUAUCGUACUCUACAAGAUCCAAAACGUCAAUAUCCAGCUGGUGCCUACUUAUCAUUAUGCUCGUACCACUCUCAAGAAGGCCAUCCCGUUGUCAAAUUCAAGUUCAAGUAGUAGCUUGAUCACCAAUGACGAUCUAGAUAGGGAACACCAGCAGCGAAAGGUCGAAAGAGCCAAAGCAAAAAGACAAGAGAGGGAGAAGAUCAGGGGGAACUUUCCUGAUUUGGCUCUUGGGGCGAUGGAUAUGUACGUGAAGAAUUACGGUGAAGAAGUAGGUAUGGAGAGAUUUGCCAGGUGGUUACUUUUCGAGAAGGAGUUUUAUGAGGUUGAAUAUACCCUUGAGAUGGCGAUCGAGGAAAGACGAAGAAGGUCGACUUGGUACCGAAGGAUGCUCUGGUAA
This is a messenger RNA of Kwoniella mangroviensis CBS 8507, 1269 nucleotides long. RefSeq lists its product as uncharacterized. NCBI's taxonomy places the organism in Eukaryota, Fungi, Basidiomycota, Tremellomycetes, Tremellales, Cryptococcaceae. The transcript has 3 exons. The record is from RefSeq and is a predicted model, not a curated record. Bases 1 to 1269 code for a protein of 422 amino acids.